GUUCAUGUCCUACAGAUACAGCUCAUGUCCUACAGAUACAGCCCAUGUCCUACAGAUACAGCCCAUGUCCUACAGAUACAGCUCAUGUCCUAUAGAUACAGCUCAUGCCCUACAGAUACAGCCCCGUUAAGUUCACAGGGCUUUUUGUCCACAAUAUCAUAAAAAUCUUUGUGUUAUUUUGAGAUUACAAGAAAACAACUUUUUGUUAUGUGGAGAGUACAAGUAAACAACUUUUUGUUAUGUGGAGAUUAUAAGUAAACAACUUUUUGUUAUGUGGCGAUUAUAAGUAAACAACUUUUUGUUAUGUGGAGAUCAGGAGGCAACACAAUGGUGACACAAUGGUUCAAGAAUGAGGAAGUGGGAGUGAGGCUUGGGAUGAGGCAACUUUACUCAAAACUUUACUUUCGCUUUCCUGAGUUUUAAAUUAUAAACACACUCUGUGCCGAUUGGCUCUCUCUCACUCUGGGCUUUCCCGGGGGACAACCGAAAGCGCAAAGAAACACAGACUGCGUCCGCAUAUCCCUACUUCCCUACUUCACAUAGGCGAAAAGGAGUACGCCAAAGGAGUAGUAUGUCUGAAUUCUCAGUAUUCAUAAAACAGUAGGUGAGAAAUCUCCGGAUGACCUACUGCUUCCUCCUCGAUUUUACAGUAUGGAACGGCUGGACACUGUGGAUAUUUACUAUCCCAUAAUGCAAUGGGACUGGCACGGAAGACCUGUCCGAAUCCGUGCCGCAUAGUACAUCCCGAUUGUAUUCAUGCUUGCCACUUAUAUUGAUCAGUAUGUACUGUAUCAACAGCCAAGCAGUAGGUACUUUCACAGUAUGCGAUUUCGGAUGCAGCCACAAAAAAAUUCAACUUACACUAAUUACACGCAGGUGAGAAUCAUCGUGCAUUACCUGCUAGUUCAACCUGUCUCCUUUCUGCCCACAGCCGAUGCUCGACCAUGCCCCCAAUGCCACAAACAACGUUGAUGUCCAUAUCAUGAGAAAACAAUGUCGAGGUCUAUUUUAGAUUCCACUGAACUGUGGAGUAUGAGGACACAAUGAAGCGGCGCUCGGUCGAUCAGGAAACAGCAUUUGGGUCUCUUCGGCGGCCCAGAGGUGCGGAAAGCUUUCAUCACCGUGUCGUUUCUGCUGCAUCUUCCAUCUACUCUCAGGUCCCUCAGAAUUUUCAGGUGCCCUUGGCUCAGAGCUCUGGAGGACAUGGACACAGUGACAGUCCUGCAGUGCACGCUGGCGCACAUCAUCACAGCCCCGUGGUCCAGCCUACAGGAGCUGCCGUAGGUCAGGGUCACUCUCAUGCCCCGCCUUCUUCUGCUCCAACACUAGGCCAGCAGCAGUUCCAGAGGCUUAAGGUGGAAGACGCUCUUUCCUACCUUGAUCAAGUGAAGCUCCAAUUCAGAAAUCAGCCGCAAGUUUAUAACGAUUUCCUGGAUAUAAUGAAAGAGUUCAAAUCUCAAAGCAUCGAUACACGAGGCGUGAUUAACAGAGUGUCACAGCUAUUUAAGGCCCAUCCAGACCUCAUCAUGGGCUUCAAUAAAUUCCUGCCCCCCGGCUACAAGAUAGAACAUCCAUACACCAGGCGUGGUUAACAGAGCGUCGCAGCUAUUUAAGGGUCAUCCUUACAACAUGUUGAAUGCAACGACCCCAGGCCAGAUCCAUCCCAUCACGCCACAUUGUGAUUCAGUACAGAACAUCCCCAUAACGCAGCAGGCUCAGCACCAUACCAUAAGGCUGCUAAAACAUAGUCAUGAAAUGUAAAUUGAAAUACAAUAUAAAGAUUCUUUGUAUAGACCUAUUUCCUGUUUUUUAUGUAUUUGAUUAUUUAUUACCUAUAUGGAAUCAGGGCUUGUGUUUUGUGUCAAUGGUUGCAAUCUGCAAGUGAGUGGUUCUAAGUCACUUGUGUGUUUGUGAAAUAAAUAGCAAAAUCUGUUCACUUUACAAAUUUUCUUAUGAAGCGACUAAAGACUCAGAGUACUGAGUACUUGAAUGUCCGUGUAGUAAUACCAUCAGAAUUUGCUAUCUGUAUGGGUUUCUGCUUGGUUCUUUGGUUUUCUUCCAAUGUGUUACUGUAUGAGGCCCUGUAAUGGACUUGGUUGUAUUCCUGCAUGACGGGAAAGGCUCCAGAUCCACCACGACUCUGACCAGGACAAAGCGCUUACUGAAAAUGAAUGAUGACCUGGGGUGUCUGAAGGUAUUAUUUAUUGUUACGGGAGUAAUUUGUUAUUGUAUCUAAAUUUUGGGCAUUGUUAAUGGAGCACUGUAUUGUACUAGAUCUUACUCCAAUUUGGUUGUCUCUGUGUUCUUUCUACAAAUAUUUUGCACAUAAUCUUUCAUUUAUCUAUGAUGCGACCAAAGACGAAGCGACUGAUUAUAAUAAAAAAAUAUAUAUAUUUAAACAAAUAAAGAAAUAAACCAACUUUAAAACUGA
Molecule: messenger RNA, 2431 nt
Organism: Ictalurus punctatus (channel catfish)
Lineage: Eukaryota; Metazoa; Chordata; Actinopteri; Siluriformes; Ictaluridae
Product: paired amphipathic helix protein Sin3a
Exons: 6
Coding region: 1044-1592 (182 amino acids)
Biological process (GO): negative regulation of transcription by RNA polymerase II
Cellular component (GO): chromatin
Molecular function (GO): transcription corepressor activity
Source: RefSeq, a predicted model, not a curated record